Rhincodon typus (whale shark) is the source of this 3410-nucleotide messenger RNA. It is a transcript of the gene gcc1, whose product is annotated as GRIP and coiled-coil domain containing 1. The transcript has 3 exons. The record is from RefSeq and is a predicted model, not a curated record. Lineage: Eukaryota; Metazoa; Chordata; Chondrichthyes; Orectolobiformes; Rhincodontidae. Gene Ontology annotation, cellular component: Golgi apparatus. The coding region runs from base 720 to 3053 and encodes 777 amino acids.
UGACCCCUCACCCUUAGCUGGGUGACCUUCCCAAGAUGGCGUCUUUCCUGUUCCAUUGGCGACGUCAGCAAAGGUUUUCUGGCCUCAGCGGCUUGCUCUGGGAUUGAAGGCGACAGUCAGCCCGGAGAGGAGGCGGGUCUGGGUGAGAAAUCGCUUUAUGCCCGAUACGAAGACGUUUUACUUGGGUGAGAGGGGAGCGGAUUGGAGUGCGGCGUUAGGCCGGAGGGUGAUGGUUGACUCUGGGUCCGCUGCUCUCCCUGAGUGAGGCUCUGGUUUCACUGAGGCCCCGUCAGGCGCUGUGAAAGAUGUCAGGAGCAUUCCCGACAAACGCAGCUGGUUCCUCCGCCCUAGUCCUGGACAAUAUUCUUAUUUAUCCUUCAAACAACAUCAUUUCCUAGGGUCGUAUUAAACCUAAUAUCUGAACUUUACGAAUUAUUGUUUUGGGGACUUUGUUAAACAGAAAUUGUUCCCUACAGCAAUAAAUCGACCUCGAAAAGUACUUCAUUGUCUUCAGAACACUUCGAGAAAUCCUGAGUUCAUGACAGGCGUCGGAAAUAAGUGACUUUUGAAGAUAGUCAGAAUUUGUAUUUCGUUAUACAGCGCAUUUCGUAACAUUCCCAAGCGCUUUACAAAAAUUAAAGUGCAUAAUAACAACGUAGGAAGCACCAGCAAAAUCGCAUACAAUGGGCUCCUUGCUUUGAGAUCUUCUCUGAACAGAAAUGGAGAAGUUUGGUGUGAACUUUGGUGGCCCCAGUAAGAAAGAACUUUUGGAUACAAUUGAGACACAAAAGAAGCAACUGUUCCAAUACCAGACACGUCUCCGAGAUGUUGUCAGUGCUUACAAAAGCCUCCUCAAAGAAAAGGAGGCAUUAGAGGCCAGUUUGAAAGUCCUCUCUGUGUCACAAGAGGUGGAUAAAAGUUUACAGAACUUAGGUCCUGGAAGUACAACCUCUGAACCCGGAGAUGACCAAAGCUCAGUUCAUAGUGAGGACAGUGUGGGGACAAUGAAUAGUAUGGAUGCAGCAGCAAGCACCAAAGGAGAAUUGAAUGAGGAGGACAAAGGGUCAGUUGAACAUGUGGCUGGAGGAAACUCUUCCCCAAAAUCUGAAGAAGCUAAUGGUUCAGAAAGCGGCAUCAGUGUUGGAAGUGGUGAGCAGCAAAGCCUCAGUGACACAGAUAAAAUUGUGCAGUUGAAGAGUCAGUUGGCAACACUGACCAAUUCUUUGGCUACAGUCACACAGGAGAAAUCACGCAUGGAGGCAUCCUAUUUAACAGACAAAAAAAAAAUGAGGCAGGAGCUAGAAGUCUUGACCCAAAAGUUUGAAGAAGAAAAUGCCAACUAUGAAGCAGAGAUUAAUAAAGUCCAGGAACAACUCGCAGAGGCCAAAGCUCGCAUCAUUACCCAGCAGCAUGAACGAAGCCGGGAACAGAGUGAUCAUGCCUCAAUGCUCCAUGAACUUCAAAAGUUGUUGCAGGAAGAGAGAGCUAUACGUCAAGAUGUAGAACUGAAAUUAGAAGAUACGAGAGAUAUGUUGACAUCAAAAAGCCAUGCAGCAGACAGGGUGGAUGACUGUGAGUCUCAAAUGAAGCAUCUGAGUCGGGAAGUAGAUGAGGUGAAGUGUGCAUUACGGCUUGCUGAAGAAGAGAAGACAAGACCAGACCCACGUAUAAAGGAAUUGGAAGAAGAAAUAAAUGAGACAAAGGCUCGUUAUCAAGCACAGCUUCAACUGGAAAUGAAAAAGGCUGCACAGGCACAGGAACAGCUGCAUCACUUGUCUCAAGUGGAGGAAGAACGUGUUGCAAAUUUGGAAAGCAGAGUCUCUGAGCUUUCAGAUCUCCUUGGCACAUAUGACAAGAGUAAACAGAAAGACAAAAUGACAAUUUACAAAUUGAAGGAACGUAUAAUUCAGUUGGAUAUGGAAAACAAGACAUUGGCUAUUGCUGCUUCCAAUAGAGCCCCUUCAGAUCUAACAAUAGAUGAAUCAAAUCUUGAUGUUAAUAUUUUAAGAGACAAAAUGGAAAAGCUGAAGCGACUAUUGGUAUUGGCAAUCCAGAAAUCACAGGAACCCUUAGAUGUAGAGAAGCUUUGUGAAGUUGAUAUGGCAGAUACACCUGAAACAUCAGAUGGUGAGAAGGCCUCCGUUUUCUAUUAUCAACAAGAGUUGAAACAGCUGAAGGAAGAGUUUGAACGCUACAAGAUGAGGGCUCAAGUUGUUCUCAAAAACAAGAAUGCCAAAGAUGGCAGUACAACCAAAGAGCUGGAGAGUUUGCGCGAACAGCUGGCAGAGCUGAAGGAGAAGUAUAUUACCCAGCGACUAGCGUUUGAUGAAAUGGAAACCAAACACAAAGCUGAGAUUGAAGCAAAGAAUCUAGACAUCAGCCAACUCCAAGCAACUCACAAGAAAGAAAUAGAAAAGCUAGAGGGCCAGUGUCACGAGAGAGUUAUUAAACUGGAAGAAGAAAUGCAUAAACAUAGAGACAGAGCUCUUGCAGUCUUGGCUGAGAAAGAUAGAGACACCGAAACUCUACGUUCAGGCUUUAGUGGGCUACCUAAUCAUAGAAAUGGUCUUGAGAGCAGGUUUUGGUCUGAUGGGGAAGUUCCUCGGAAUACAGAUCACCCUCAAGAUUUCUGUCAAGAUAUUCUAAAACAGACAGCCAAUUUUUCAGGAUCCAAUGAACCCACUUUUCUUCACUAUGCAGAACAGUUAGCUCGAAAGGAGCUUGAGGUCACAACACUGAGAAAACAGAAACACCAAAUAGAAGCUGUGGUUCAUGAACUGGAGGAUAGACUUCUGAUGGAGAAGGAACGACACAAAGAAGAAAUAGAAGUUCUUCAAGAUGAGAUACAAAAACAUCUCAGAGACAAGAAACGUGAAGGAGCAAACCUAGAGUAUGUAAAAAAUGUAACAUACAGGUUUCUAACCAUGCCAGAUGCCCUGGGGCGCCAGCAGACAUUAACUGCUAUUCUCACAGUGUUGCACUUUAGUCCUCAGGAGAAGCAAAAUGUAAUGAAACAGCAGGCAAGCAGCUGGUGGGGUUCUGGCAAAAGAUGAUUUACACACCACUUAUUCUGGACCAUGAUAAUUGUUAUUUGGUUAUUUAAUAGAAAAUGCACUUUUUCAGAUAUUUCUUACUAAUAGAGUUUUAUAGUCGGGCAUUUAUUUCUGUAAACACUAGCUGUACUAUAGUUUAGUGUCACUGCCAUUGCCAAAAAACAAAAUCCUUCUAAUGCACAUCUAUCUGCCUAAUCUGGCAACAGUACUCUAGUUCAUAAUGUGACAUUGGAAUAGUAUGUAAACUAGUUAUAUCUAUAUACCAAUUUUGUGAGGAUUAAGGACAUAAAACAACUCUUGAAAGAAACUAAUUUGCUUUAAUAAAGUUUCUCUAAGACCUUUAAAUUCAACUGCCAA